GCAAAGCACAGGGUUCCCCCGACGACGUAUUUAUAGACCCCUCGCCCCCUCGCUCUUGAAUAGCCGCUCCUUGUGGUCUUCGAUCCGGUCAGUGGCGACCCGAUCCAUCUGGUACUCGUCUCCCCCAUCUCCUCUGCUUCCUCCGCCGGAUGGCACCGAAACCGGUGACGAGCCCCGUCCCCGUCCAGUGGUACCCGGCGCUCUCCGCGCUGUUGCUCAUCGGCGGCCUCUUCUUCACUGCCUUCUUCUUUAUCUAUGAAGCUACUUCAUCCACUAGGAACCGCAGCCUAGCAAAGGAGGUUGUGAUUGCUGCUGUGGCAUCCACUUUCUUGGGUUUCGGAUCUUUAUUCUUGCUCCUUGCUACUGGAGUCUACGUUUAAUUCUUGGUAACUUGGUCAUGCAUUGUUGAAUAUGAGCGGUGCUGAGACUUGGUUAAUAGACUUUUUAGUCGCAUGCAUUUUCUUCAGUCACCAGGCGGUGCUGAGACUUGUAAUGACAGUAGAGACGUGAUUUUAUGGUUUAGUAACCAAAGGGAUUGUAGUUGGCUCGCAUGAGAUUUUUGUUAUUGGUAGUAGGCUUUAGGUAAGCAUGACUUUUUGGUAUUA
Musa acuminata AAA Group (dessert banana) is the source of this 605-nucleotide messenger RNA. RefSeq lists its product as uncharacterized. Gene Ontology annotation, cellular component: membrane-bounded organelle. Gene Ontology annotation, biological process: protein N-linked glycosylation. NCBI's taxonomy places the organism in Eukaryota, Viridiplantae, Streptophyta, Magnoliopsida, Zingiberales, Musaceae. The record is from RefSeq and is a predicted model, not a curated record. The coding region runs from base 150 to 380 and encodes 76 amino acids. The transcript has 4 exons.